This is a messenger RNA of Glarea lozoyensis ATCC 20868, 693 nucleotides long. RefSeq lists its product as uncharacterized. The transcript is spliced from 2 exons. NCBI's taxonomy places the organism in Eukaryota, Fungi, Ascomycota, Leotiomycetes, Helotiales, Helotiaceae. The record is from RefSeq and is a predicted model, not a curated record. Bases 1 to 693 code for a protein of 230 amino acids.
AUGGCCAAAAUCCGUCCUCCGCCAAAACGCCCACGUCCAACAAGAAACCCCCGAAUCAAAAUAACCAGAAGCCCUAACCGUUCAAGACUACAUCUGUCAACUCUCAACGGCUUCCUAAAAACCUCCACAACCGCUCAGACCAACAACCUAAUCCACCUCAUCUCCACGUUCCCUCGAUCUACCCUUCCGAUCGACUCAAGAUACUACCUCCCACCAUGGCGAACGCGGCGACCAAAACAACGACGACGGCGAUGCAGAAUCUACCACCACUUUCCUCCGUUACCCAUUCCUCCCAGGGAGAAGCCAGAGGGGUUUAGACUAGGCGAUCUACCACCCGAGCUGUGUAUUCUGAUUUUCAACUUCGCGGAUUUAGAAUGGACGACGCGAGAACCGCAGACUGCAGCAAUGACAGUCCCGCGUACUAUGCCACCGCUGAUCAUAGCUCUCCGGGCAUGGCGACGACACGAUUUAUAUUUCGAGGCUUUAAAGCUAUUCUACGCGAGCGCAGUUUAUGUAUUUGAAUUCAACUCCCCCUGGUCCAUCGACAAAAUGAGUUUCAACGCCCUCGACACAAUCCGAAAAGCACGCUACAUACUGGAUCUUCUUGAUCGCCGGCGCUUUCCCCUACUACCUGCGCAACAAGCGGCUGAAGAGAUUGCGGGUGGACUUCUAUGCUCCGACGAGGAGAUGUGA